Plutella xylostella (diamondback moth) is the source of this 3018-nucleotide messenger RNA. Its product is annotated as spermatogenesis-associated protein 20. Gene Ontology annotation, biological process: carbohydrate metabolic process. Lineage: Eukaryota; Metazoa; Arthropoda; Insecta; Lepidoptera; Plutellidae. The record is from RefSeq and is a predicted model, not a curated record.
GUUUUGAUUAAUUAAUUUCUUUCUCAGUUCACUUCCUUGUUAUUUUUGCGUUGUUAGAUAACUUCAAUGUGAAUUUGCACCGUGUUACCGCAUUAUUUAAGCAAAAUUAUCAAGUUUCUUCUGAUAGAAAAGGCCUUAUCACAGAGCUGAUGUAUUAAAACCGAGAAAACCUAUCACAUUGUGGGUAUUAUUAUGCCUAACAGUGGCCGAGCCGUACUGUUGUUGCGGAGGUUUUCAUCUGGAGAUGGCAAGUUGAAGAAUAUAAAUCUUAGCCAGAAUUCUUCGAAGGAACCCUUGGCUAACCCUGUUUGCAUUCACCGUGACUUGAACUUGCCUAAAAGAUACACCACAUUUGGACCCAGCAAAGUACCAAUAUUAACAAGAAGCUUCAGUGACAACAUUAUAAAAAUGGCAACACCUAGCGGGGAAUCCAGUCAGGGGUCUGAAAAUCCGAAACACACCAACUCUCUCAUUCAUGAAAAGUCACCCUACCUCCUACAACAUGCUCACAACCCAGUUGAAUGGUAUCCGUGGUCACAGGAAGCCAUUGAUAAAGCAAAGAAAGAGAAUAAACUAAUAUUUCUCUCAGUCGGGUACUCCACUUGCCACUGGUGCCAUGUCAUGGAGAAAGAGUCCUUUGAGAAUGAGGAAAUAGCUAAGGUUAUGAAUGAACACUAUGUGAACAUCAAGGUUGACCGCGAGGAGCGGCCGGACAUCGACCGAGUGUACAUGAUGUUUGUGAUGGCCACAUCAGGUGGUGGCGGCUGGCCCAUGUCCGUAUUCCUCACCCCUGACCUCCAACCUGUCACAGGAGGCACCUACUUCCCUCCCACUGAUCGCUACGGAAGACCCGGCUUCAAAUCAGUACUCCUAUCCAUAGCCACUAAAUGGAAAAACAACCAAGCGCAAUUUGAAGAAGUGGGCGCUAACGUUAUAGAUGCUCUCAAAAAGAUUGUUAUCAGCGAGAAUGGCUCAAAUAUGACUGUGCCAGGGGAAAAUGCUUGGAACAAAUGUGUCAAGAGGUUCACCGAUUCUUUCGAACCGGAAUUUGGAGGUUUUGGCUUAGCCCCAAAGUUCCCACAAGCUUCUAUUUUAAACUUCCUCUUCCACUUCUACGCUCGCGACAAAAGCAACCCACAGGGGAAGAAAUGUCUGGAGAUGUGUCUGCACACUCUCACCAAAAUAGCUAAGGGCGGCAUCCACGACCACAUAUCCAGCGGGUUUGCGCGAUACUCUGUUGACAACGAGUGGCAUGUGCCUCACUUCGAGAAAAUGCUUUACGACCAGGCACAACUAACCGCUUCCUACACUGACGCAUAUCUUGCCACGAAGGAUGAGUUUUAUGCCGACGUGACUAGGGACAUAAUCAAAUACGUCAACAGAGAUCUGAGGCAUGAGCUAGGAGGCUACUACAGUGCCGAGGAUGCUGACUCGUACCCGACCGCCGACGCCACUCACAAGAAAGAAGGAGCAUUUUGUGUCUGGGAAUAUGAUGAGCUUGAGACCCUACUAGAGGGUAAAGUCGUCAAGGGUGUCCCAUACCUCGACAUUUUUUCCGACUAUUUCGGAGUGAAGGAGGAAGGCAACAUAUCUCCAUCCAGCGACCCUCACGGAGAGUUGAAAGGCAAGAAUGUGCUGAUUGUCUACGGAAGCAAAGAAAAGACUGCGCAAAAAUUCAAUCUAAGUCUAGAGGAGUUUAACAAGGCUAUAGCUGAAUGUGUCGAGAUUCUGUACGCCGCCCGUCAGAAACGGCCGCGUCCGCAUCUGGACACCAAAAUGCUGUGUUGCUGGAACGGCCUGAUGAUGUCAGGUCUGGCGCGAGCUGGUCAAGGACUGGGGGAAAAGGAUUACGUAGAAGACGCCAUCAAAACUGCAGAGUUCAUCAAACAGUACCUGUAUGAUGAAGAGACAAAGUCAUUGAUUCAUUCAUGCUACAGAGCUGAGGAUGGGUCGAUAACGCAAAUUGCAAAACCAAUCCGCGGCUUCCUAGAAGACUACGCCUACCUCAUCAAGGGUCUACUAGACCUGUACGAGGCGUCGCUAGACCAGCGCUGGCUGCAGUGGGCGCGGCAGCUGCAGGGCAGGCAGGAUGAGUUGUUCUGGGACGCGCAGAGUGGAGGGUACUAUACUUGCGCGGCCGGUGAUGCGACCGUUGUGUUGAGGUUGAAGGCUGAGCAAGACGGCGCCGAGCCCUCAGGCAACUCGGUAUCCUGCCACAAUCUACUCCGCUUAUCCGCAUACGCUGACAAGAGCGUGGCGCUAGAAGGAGGCGCUAAAGAACGGGACAUGGCGAGGAAGCUGCUCACCUUCUUUGCAGAGAGACUCAAUGACACGCCCACGGCGCUGCCUGAGAUGAUGUCUGCUCUUGUGUUUUACACUGACUCUCCUACACAGGUGGUGAUAUCGGGCGGGUGCUCGGACCCGCGCACGCUGGCGCUGCUGCGCGCCGUGCGCUCGCGCCUGCUGCCGGGCCGCGUGCUCGCAGUCCACGAUCCUAGCCUGAAUGAUACACUGCUGAGCCCCAAGCACGACCGUCCAACAGCCUACGUGUGCCGCCGCUACGCGUGCUCGCUGCCCGUCACCGACGUGAAGCAACUCGAGGACUUGCUGGACGAGGACUUGGGGAAAGUUAAACCUAAAAGGAGUUACUUCAGUGUGUUGAAAAAAUGUCUUAGCUUACGAAUUAGCAACCACUCUUAUGGUAUUCAAAAACGUUACAGCAAUCAUUUGAACAGUGUGUCCACUCUUAGGAACAAUAUGAAAAAAAUCUACGAUUGUGAUCAGUUGGUGAAUGAAGUCUGAUAGUAGGUAUUGUGAUAGUAAAACAAAAUAUUUUGGAAAAAAAAAACUCCUGUAGGUAGUUGGAAAACAAACCUAGAACAUACAGCGUACCUAACAUAGAAUAGCACAUGUUUUAUUAAUUACUUUUUGCUAUAAGCAAGUUUUAAAUUAUAAAAUUGUAACGUUGUACAAUGUGAUAUGUAUAUUUUAUAAUAAAGUUGGAAUUGUUAAAAUAAA